GCCUUCCGCAAGCCCGAUAUCAUCAACAUCAUCAAGUUGCUUCUCGCGCACAAUAUGCCAUGUGACCCAGAAUGGAUGAGAAGAGCCAGUAGUUUGAACAACGUGCCACUUGUGCGCUUCCUCCAUGGACACCCCAAUGUGUGCUCUCAUACCGACGUGAUCUGGCAGGCCAUCGACGCCAAGGCGUGGGACGCCGUGGACUUUCUCUUGGCCAACUGCACGGCUGAUGUCUCAGUUCACGCGCUCCGGUUGGCACUGGGAUUCGGUAACCUCGUUGUCGUGUCGCGCAUUUUGCGGCGCCAGCCAGAGCUCCACCACGACGACCUUCUUGGGGUGGCGGUUCGAAACCGCAACAUGGAGGCGAUCACGUACUGCCUCACUGCCGGCAUUGGCAAGCCUCGGCAGUGCCUCCUCUACCAUGCUUAUCAUCGACAGCACUCGACUACGAACCAGCUUCUGCUACCGUACUGCAUGGAUGCGACCAAGAGUCUCGACAAUGUAGUGUUUCUUUUAAAGCUCUACGAAACGUCGGACGACCGGGCACGGACGUUGCAGCUAAUCUCAAGCGAGCUCCCGUAUCAAGCGAGAAAGGUCGCCAAAUCGGUACCGUUUGUAUCGAGCGUGGCGGCGCGAGCGACGUCUCUACUGCACACUGGUGAGGUUCUCGACGGUGCGCUGGCCCUUGUCAUUAGUCAUCUCUAUGCGACGGACGCCGACGUCACGGCCGCGCGACUGACGAGAUUGGCCGACUUGGUCUUUGAUGGCGAGCUCAAGACGCAGCUGUAUCGCUUCAUCACUCGCAAGCGCAAGCGAUACGUGCACACUGUGUGAUAAUGAUCAAAACGAUGUCAAUUCACCGAGAUAGCAAACCCGCUGGCUGAUGUAGGCGCGACAAGUGUCCCACGUCUCGGAGGCGUGAGGCUUCUCUUACAACCAUUUUGUCGGACUUUGCUUCGAUCCCCGUUCCCGCUUGCUCGUCUGCUGCCUCAGUUCCCACUGCUCUUAUCUGCAAGCGUGGCGUUGAUAAACCUCUGCCUCCGAAUAAGAUCUUGUUUUGACAGGGCUUGGUCGAUUGCGCAACCUCAACAACUAUGGUAACG
Messenger RNA from Saprolegnia diclina VS20, 1100 nucleotides. RefSeq lists its product as hypothetical. The transcript has 2 exons. The record is from RefSeq and is a predicted model, not a curated record. Lineage: Eukaryota; Oomycota; Saprolegniomycetes; Saprolegniales; Saprolegniaceae. Bases 55 to 831 code for a protein of 258 amino acids.